Molecule: messenger RNA, 3689 nt
Organism: Drosophila yakuba
Lineage: Eukaryota; Metazoa; Arthropoda; Insecta; Diptera; Drosophilidae
Product: glucose dehydrogenase [FAD, quinone]
Exons: 3
Coding region: 1128-3248 (706 amino acids)
Molecular function (GO): oxidoreductase activity, acting on CH-OH group of donors; flavin adenine dinucleotide binding
Source: RefSeq, a predicted model, not a curated record
GAAAAAAACACACACAGAUUUUUCUCAGCCAUGUUUAUGGGUUAAUAACUUCAUUUGACCAUUUUACGCUUUUGGGUUGCCACUUUUCUGCUGAGUUUGGCAUGCGAGGAAUGCGGUCACUCAAGCGGAGAGAACUUCCAGCGGGAAAAUGACUGAAAAUCCCAGAAAUCUAUAAAACUCCUUUAUAAUUAAGGGGGAUAUUUCUUUUUUCCACGUGAAGAAUUCAUCUUGUUAUCUUAUAUAAAGUCCAAUUACCACCCCACUGCUCUUCCAAUUCCUCUUUCUCUCGGCUCGGAUUUGACCUUCUGAAUUUCUUGGCCUAAUGACCGCGUCUUCCUCUGCAUUGGCAGUUCGUAGCAAACCACUGCCACUGGCGUACCGUUAUCAGAGCUUCAAACUUGUUGGCCAUCCAACGUGUUCGAUGUGCCAAUAAUAUGCAACAUCCAUGGCGUUGGCUUUUCGGAAUUUCGCGGCAAACGGAUUGUUCAGUUGACUACGUGCAACGCAGCCGCGCAGACGCAGUCAGCGGCUUAUAAAAAUCCGACCUAAAUAAUCCAUAUAUGCCUAUAUACAUAUAUGUACGUAUUUCUUAAACGACGUCAAAUUCAAUCAAUCCAAAGGAUCCCGUGAUUUGUGAUUUGAUGUGCCAAAAGUGCCAGGCUACGUGGGCUAAGAAUCGCAAUUGGCCUACGAAGAGCACAAGGAUAGCACAACGCGGAUAAGAAAAGACUAGACAAAAAUUAAAUAACCGGCAAUAAUUACUUUAAAUGCAAGGAAGCAACGGAGAGCAAGUAAAAAUAAAGGAAUUCCUUUUAAAAAAAAACCACAUUGGAUUGCGAGCAAUAGAGAACUCUCUUCUUAUAGCGUAAAUAGAAAACUAGGAACGCACUAAGCUUAGUGGCACAAAAGCACUGGAGCAAAGCAGCAUUAAAACUGAGCAGUUUACUGAAAAUCGGGCCAUAUCAGAGCCCCGCCAUGCACAAAAGAAAGAAACCCUAGACUUUAGAGAGUGGCAAGAAGAUAAAAUUCAAAACUAAAUCGCGAAAAGAGGCAAAAUAUAGCAAGAAGCUGGCUUAAACUGGGGAUAAAUCCACAGAGAACUCAAGUAGACAACCUGGUACGCCAACAUGGUGCUUAAUCUGCUGUUCAUAACCACCGUGAUCAAGUCCACAUUUGGUGUGGUGACCACCGGACUCUGGCUAAUCCCACUGAUGCUGGCUGCCAUCACAUACUAUCGCUAUGAUGCCGUUGAUCCCGAAUCGAGGCCCCUGGAUCAAUUGAAUCUGUAUCCAGAGUACGAUUUCAUAGUGGUGGGCAGUGGUUCGGCCGGAGCUGUGGUGGCGAAUCGAUUGAGCGAGGUGAGGAAAUGGAAAGUGCUGCUGAUCGAAGCCGGUCCAGAUGAAAACGAGAUCUCUGAUGUGCCAUCGCUGGCGGCCUAUUUGCAAUUGAGCAAACUGGAUUGGGCCUACAAGACGGAGCCCUCGACGAAGGCGUGCUUGGGUAUGCAAAACAAUCGCUGCAAUUGGCCAAGAGGACGAGUUUUGGGCGGCAGUUCGGUGCUGAACUAUAUGCUCUAUGUGCGUGGCAAUCGCAACGAUUACGAUCACUGGGCAUCGUUGGGCAAUCCUGGCUGGGAUUACGAUCAUGUGCUGCGCUACUUCAAGAAAUCGGAGGAUAAUCGUAAUCCCUAUUUGGCCAACAAUAAGUAUCAUAGUCGCGGUGGACUGCUAACCGUUCAGGAGUCACCGUGGCAUUCACCUUUGGUGGCCGCCUUUGUGGAAGCCGGCACUCAGAUUGGCUAUGAUAAUCGCGACAUUAAUGGCGCCAAACAGGCGGGCUUUAUGAUUGCCCAAGGAACGAUACGUCGCGGUUCGAGAUGUUCCACAGCGAAGGCAUUCCUGCGACCCAUACGCUCGCGUAAGAAUUUCCAUCUGUCGAUGAACUCCCAUGUGACCAGGAUUAUCAUCGAACCGGGUACCAUGAGGGCACAGGCCGUGGAGUUUGUGAAACAUGGCAAGGUGUAUAGGAUAGCGGCCAGGCGGGAGGUUAUCCUGUCAGCCGGUGCCAUCAAUACGCCCCAGUUGAUGAUGCUAUCCGGUUUGGGACCACGAAAACAUCUGGAAAAGCACGGCAUUCGUGUGUUGCAAGAUCUGCCCGUUGGCGAGAAUAUGCAGGAUCAUGUGGGAAUGGGCGGACUCACUUUCCUGGUGGAUAAACCCGUGGCCAUUGUGCAGGAUCGUUUUAAUCCCACAGCCGUCACCUUUCAGUAUGUGUUGCGUGAACGCGGACCGAUGACCACAUUGGGUGGCGUCGAGGGUCUGGCCUUUGUGCACACACCCUACUCCAAUCGCAGUCUCGACUGGCCGGAUAUUCAAUUCCAUAUGGCACCGGCAUCCAUUAACUCAGACAAUGGAGCCAGAGUGAAGAAGGUGUUGGGCCUGAAGGAAUCGGUGUACCAAGAGGUCUACCAUCCCAUAGCCAACAAGGAUAGUUGGACGAUAAUGCCACUGCUCUUGAGGCCAAGAUCGCGGGGUUCUGUGAAAUUACGUUCGGCGAAUCCUUUUCACUAUCCCCUCAUCAAUGCCAACUACUUUGACGAUCCCUUGGAUGCGAAAACUUUGGUGGAAGGAGCCAAGAUAGCACUUCGCGUCGCUGAGGCUCAGGUUUUCAAGCAAUUCGGUUCGAGAUUGUGGCGCAAACCGCUGCCCAAUUGCAAACAGCACAAAUUCCUAUCCGAUGCCUAUUUGGAGUGCCAUGUGCGCACCAUAUCGAUGACCAUCUACCAUCCAUGUGGCACUGCGAAAAUGGGACCCGCCUGGGAUCCCGAGGCUGUAGUCGAUCCUCGCCUGAGGGUCUAUGGCGUUCGUGGACUCAGGGUGAUUGAUGCCAGCAUUAUGCCAACGAUUAGUAGUGGGAAUACCAAUGCACCGGUCAUAAUGAUAGCUGAAAAGGGUGCGGAUCUCAUCAAGGAAGAUUGGCUCACGAAUCCCGAGUACAAAGUGAAGCGGCAGGCCAACAGCGUUAGAGAUCCAGAGCCAGCUGGUAGUGACAUUCAUGGCAUCAGCACAUUGCCCAAAAACAUCAGCCAAAGCGACAGCAGCAACAUCAGUGACAGGAGCAACAUGGAGAGCCACUUCAGCAACAGCAGUCACAUCAGCCACAUCAAUUUAGGCAGCAGCAGCAGCAACAGCAACAGCAGCAUCAAUGACAGCAGCAGCAACUUCACACUCAACUACGUGGAUAGUUAGUGACUUUGUGAUGAAGAAUACAUAGAGCUCCAGUUAGCUCCAGAUUUUGUGCUCAGGGCUCCAUAGCUUUAAACACUAACAGAAAGUGUCCACAACGAGAAAACAACACAAAAUGUUUGCCAUUGCAAAAGUAACAUGCUGACACACAUAAACUCUUUGAGUUCGUUUAUAACUCAAUUGAAACUAGAAUGUGAUUCAAAAAUUCACCGAACAUUCUUUACCUAAAGUCUACACUGAAACCAGAAGCUAUCAUAUUUAUGGAAACAACCAAAAAGUCUAUAUCACCGACUUGAAGUUCAUUAUCAUUGAAUGGUCAUCAUGUAAUGCUCAUAAAAACUUUACUACGGAACCAGAAGUUCUUAGCAAUUAAAACUGAUUGCUGCUUCCUUGUGAAACCAUUUAAAAGUACUACUCAUAAAAGGUUUACACCUGACAAGACAA